This is a messenger RNA of Prunus persica (peach), 429 nucleotides long. RefSeq names its product 1-aminocyclopropane-1-carboxylate oxidase homolog 1. Lineage: Eukaryota; Viridiplantae; Streptophyta; Magnoliopsida; Rosales; Rosaceae. The record is from RefSeq and is a predicted model, not a curated record. The transcript has a single exon. The coding region runs from base 1 to 429 and encodes 142 amino acids.
AUGUUUGCAGAAGACGAUCAUGAACUCGAGGCUAACAGUGACCGCAUGAGUGAGUUAAAAGCAUUUGAUGCCACAAAAGCUGGCGUUAAGGGACUGCUCUAUACAGAUCUCACAAAAAUCCCAAGUAUUUUCUACUCUUCAUCACGACCAAGCUUCGACGAAAAGAAGCUGCAAAGUGAUGAUGUCCAGUUCAGUGUUCCAAUCAUUGAUCUCAGAGGCAUCCAAAACGAUGCAGUUUCACGUGCCCGUGUCGUAGAGAAAGUUCGACAUGCAAGUGAGAAAUGGGGUUUCUUUCAGGUGGUGAAUCAUGGAGUUCCUGUUGAUAUUUUGGAUCAGAUGAUCGAUGGCAUACGCGGAUUCCAUGAGCAGGACAGUGAGGUUAAAAAAGAGUUCUAUUCGCGCUUUAGUGGCGUAUCAAACAACUCAUAA